Molecule: messenger RNA, 1371 nt
Organism: Thlaspi arvense
Lineage: Eukaryota; Viridiplantae; Streptophyta; Magnoliopsida; Brassicales; Brassicaceae
Source: the annotation of a GenBank genome assembly
AUGACUCUAAAAAGCUUACUGAAAACCCUAAAGACAGCCAAACGAACUUACCCAUUUUCAGUCCACAAGCUCCUCAUCGAUUCUUCCUCUAUAAACCAAACUCUCGAUUCACCGAAACAGCCGAUCUCCGAUCUCAAUCCCUCCACCCUUCGCCGUAUUAUAUCCGAUCCCGAUGUCAAAUCCUGGAAAUGCCUCUCCCUCUUCCGAUUCAUCCUCGAAAACCCAUCUCUGUUCUCUUUUUAUCCUGAUCUCAGAACUCACUUGUCUCUCACUCUCCGUGUCUUGUCGGAGAGAAAGUUCUCAGAUGCGCAGAAGCUCUUGAAACCCGAAAUUCUCAGGUACCCUUUUCGCGAUAUCGCCUCUAGUGGCGCCAUUGAUGAAUGUGGCUUCAAGAAGAAGGUCGUUGCGAGGUUUUUUAAUUCGAUGCUUACGGUUUAUUCAGAAAACGGGAAAUUCGAUGAAGCUGUCGAGGUUUUUGAGUAUAUGAAGAACAACGAGGUUACGAUCGAUGAAAAGGCUCUAACUUCGCAUCUCCUGAAUCUCAAGAAACGUGAUGAGAUUGGAUUAGCUUACGAUUUCUUUCGUGUAAUGAUUGCGUCGGGGUUAGAAGAUGUUGUAUCUGUGUACUCUCUAACGGUUGUUGUUUCGGGUUUGUGUUGCAAUGGAGAGAUCAAGAGAGCAAGAGAAUUGGUGGAGGAGACACGUGUUAAGCCUAAUAUCGUUACGUUUAAGUCGAUGAUUGAUUCUUGUGUCAAGAAAUGGGAUUUUAAAGAGCUGGAUUUGGUUCUUGAGUUGAUGGAGAAGGAAAGUGUGGCGCUUGAUCUUGAUACUUACAAGAUUUUGAUCGAUGGUUUCGUUAGCUACGGGAAGAUUGAAGAAGCAGAGAGGUUGGUUUCUACAAUGCACGAUAAGAAGAUGAGAGUGGAGACUUAUCUGUAUAACUUGAUCAUCAACGGGUACUCUCGAUUGGGACUAGUGGAGAAAGCGUUUGAGCUACAGAGCGAAAUGAGUUCUCGUGGUGUUACUUCCAACAAGGAAACGUUUUGCGCGUUGAUGAAUGGACUAUGCAAAGUUGGGAAAGUAUGUGAAGCAAUGAGGUUGUUGAAGGAGCUGCGAGUAAAUGAGUUUGAGAUUGAUGAAACAAUGUAUGUUACGUUGGCUGAAGAGUGUUACAGAGGAGGAAUGAUGGAUGAAGCUUUGGAAAUGGUGACUGAGAUGCUUAGAGAAGGAUUUGUUCCUGAUGGUACAAUGUUUGAAAGAUUAGGUGAUGCAAUGUUUGAAGUAAACAGAGAAGAGGCACAAAUGAUGGUUACGUUUGUGGUUAAGAGCGGUAUCAAACCAAAAUCUUGUUUCUGGUUUGGUCUGAAAUGA